AUGGUUUCCAAAAUUAUAAGCAAUAAUCUUAUGGAAUGUAGUGGUUUUGAUGAGUAUCCAGGAAUGGAGAAAUAUCUAGGCGAAUUUCAAGUACAGUUGCAAAAUCACGAUAAGAAACUACCGAGUCAAAUAUCUACAACCAUUAGAUCAGAUAUGUUCCCAAUACUGGAAAAGGUUAUUAAUGGGAAAAUGGCAUCUAUAACAGUAUUCAAAAAAAAGAAUUUAAAGAAUAUGAAAUUAAAUCAAGAUAAUAUAUAUGAACAUAAUCUUUCACAUCCUGAUAUAGCCAAAGAUGAUCCUUCAAAAGCUAAAGCAAGUUGUAUAAGGUGUAGAAAAUUUAAAAAGAAGUGUUCAAGAGAUUUUCCAGAAUGUAAUAACUGUAUAUCUUCAUCUGAUCUAUGUGUUUACUUGCCAAGGAAACUGAAAGCUAGGAGAGCUAAGAUUGAAAAGAUAAAUUCCAAAGUCGACAGUUAUCAACAAUAUCCAAUUAAGAGAUUGUCAUUACCAAAUUUGCUUAAUUAUUCCAAAUUUGACAAUUCAAAAUCUCAUGAACACAAUGAUAAUUUUGACAAUUAUUCAUACAAUUCUAAUUCCAAUUCUAAUUCCAAUUCCAAUUCUAAUUCUAAUUCUAAAACAACUACAACUUCAACUCAAACUAAAACAAGAAGUUCAUAUGAUUUUAGUAUUAUUUUAAAUUAA
Messenger RNA from Scheffersomyces amazonensis, 699 nucleotides. Its product is annotated as Zn(II)2Cys6 transcription factor domain-containing protein. The record is from RefSeq and is a predicted model, not a curated record. The transcript has a single exon. The coding region runs from base 1 to 699 and encodes 232 amino acids. Lineage: Eukaryota; Fungi; Ascomycota; Pichiomycetes; Serinales; Debaryomycetaceae. Gene Ontology annotation, cellular component: nucleus. Gene Ontology annotation, biological process: regulation of DNA-templated transcription. Gene Ontology annotation, molecular function: zinc ion binding; DNA-binding transcription factor activity, RNA polymerase II-specific.